GAAUAAUCAUCAGGACAGAGCACACAACAUCAGCCUUGCGAUUCGCGUCGUCUUGUCCAGUGUUGUCCGGCCAACCUUUCCACCCCACUGCUGCUGCUACCAAUAUUCUUCCGUGCUUUUCCCCCAUCACCGCGUCGUGUAGAUCUCCCCCCCAAACCCGUCAAUAACCCGGACCAAUCGCUCCCGUGCUCUUGCUCCCUGUAGCGCCGCCGGGGCGAGCUGUGCUGUGCUGUGCCGUGCCUCGCCGCGGGCGACCUCGCCGCCCCGCUCGUCUUCCCCGCCCGCCGCUGGACUGGUGUGGCGUGAAGUGGAGUGGAGUGGAGCUCCACCCAUCCGGACUGACUCGGAUCGAUUCUUCUUUCGUUGGUUUUUGGAUGCUGAUCAGUUUUAUCAGAGGAGUGCUUAUGGAUGAUUGCAUGGCUGUAGCUUGCUAAUUUAGGUUGCAAGCCCUACUUUCCUGUUUAUAGCUACAUCAUGGCACCACGCAAUAGGGCUUCAUCUAGAAGGCCUCUCUGGAUCAUCGUCUUGAUUGCUUUUGUCUGUGCGGUAGCCAUCGGAGCCUAUCUUUAUACUCCACGGCAUUACACAGCAUGUUAUCUGGUACCAUCAGAAGCCUGCGAUUCUCGGCCUCCUCCAGAACCUGCUAGGGUAUACACUGAUGAUGAGAUCGCUGCUCGUGCUAUCAUGAGAGACAUCAUUCGGGCACGGCCGGUGCAGUCAAAGAAUCCAAAAAUUGCUUUCAUGUUCUUGACACCCAGCUCAUUGCCUUUUGAGAAGCUCUGGGAAAAGUUCUUCAUGGGACAUGAAGACAGAUACUCCAUAUAUGUACAUGCAUCAAGAGAUAGGUCGAUUCAUUCAAGUCCAAUAUUUGCUGGCAGGGAUAUUCGAAGUGAAAAGGUAAUCUGGGGUACCAUUUCUAUGGUUGAUGCUGAAAAGAGGCUCUUGGCUCAUGCCGUACAAGAUCCUGAAAACCAGCAUUUUGUCUUGCUUUCUGAGAGUUGUGUGCCACUUCAUAACUUUGAUUAUAUAUAUAGUUAUCUCAUGGAGACAAAUGUCAGCUUUGUUGACUGUUUUGACGAUCCUGGUCCACAUGGAGCUGGUAGAUAUUCUGACCAUAUGCUACCUGAAAUUGUGAAGAGAGAUUGGAGAAAAGGUGCACAGUGGUUCACAGUGAAACGGCAGCAUGCAGUUCUUAUUCUCGCUGACACCCUUUACUAUGGGAAGUUCAAGCGCUACUGUAAGCCAGGCAAUGAAUGGCACAACUGCUAUUCUGAUGAGCACUACUUGCCAACUCUCUUUAAUAUGGCUGAUCCGACUGGAAUUGCAAAUUGGUCAGUGACACAUGUAGAUUGGUCCGAAGGGAAAUGGCAUCCUAAAGCCUAUAGGGCUGUUGAUACAAGCUUCGAGCUGCUCAAGAACAUCUCAUCCAUUGAUGAGAGCGUUCACGUUAGCAGCAAUGCAAAGCAUGUAGCGCAGAGAAGACCGUGCAUGUGGAACGGCAUGAAGCGGCCCUGCUACCUGUUCGCACGCAAGUUCUAUCCCGAGGCCCUCGACAACCUGAUGAACAUAUUCUCAAAUUUCACCAUCAUCUGAGCAGCAUAUUGGAGGUGUUAACAGUCAUUUUCGUUCUCCCUCCGAGUGCUGCUGUGUCAGCGCCGCCUUGGUACUAGGUGAGCAGUGUAGGGGAUGUACUUGUUGACGGAAUCCAUUAGGUGAUGGAAGCGGAAGCACCAUGAUGCAGAUAUGACUCUAAUCCUGUCGGAUCAGAUGGUGCCACCUGCUGCUGCUCUCACUCCGGUAGAUUACUGAUGAUGGCUGGACUAGGAUAUUUGCCAGAAAAUUUUGCCGGUGUAAACAUUGGUCCAGUGUGAUGUAUGAAUUGCUGUUGAUGCUUCUGCAGGGCUGCUGAUGAAUUGGGCUGUAUCACGUAUUACUUCUUUUUGCA
Molecule: messenger RNA, 1945 nt
Organism: Panicum hallii
Lineage: Eukaryota; Viridiplantae; Streptophyta; Magnoliopsida; Poales; Poaceae
Exons: 11
Coding region: 475-1593 (372 amino acids)
Cellular component (GO): membrane
Molecular function (GO): glycosyltransferase activity
Source: RefSeq, a predicted model, not a curated record